Messenger RNA from Tribolium castaneum (red flour beetle), 293 nucleotides. Its product is annotated as neuropeptide-like 4. NCBI's taxonomy places the organism in Eukaryota, Metazoa, Arthropoda, Insecta, Coleoptera, Tenebrionidae. Bases 9 to 176 code for a protein of 55 amino acids. The record is from RefSeq and is marked validated. The transcript is spliced from 2 exons.
CAAUAACAAUGUUCAAAUUGCUCUUCUUCUUUGCCCUUUUGGCUCUUGCCUUGGCUGUCCCCAAACCUGGCCCAGUUCCUGGACCUCAACCAAAUCCGCAAUUUUACGCCGUGCCAGCCUAUUCCACCUACGCAGCCUAUCCCUACGCCUAUGGAUGGGGUGGAUUAGUGUACUAGGAUUCUGGAUCUGGAUAUGGCCAUCUACCAACGUUGUUUUGUAAUUUUAAGUUUGCUGUGUUAAAUUUUAAGUGAAUCUAAACUUUAUGAUGCUAAAUAAAUAAAUAAAUAUCAAAA